Theileria annulata is the source of this 525-nucleotide messenger RNA. RefSeq lists its product as uncharacterized. The transcript has 2 exons. NCBI's taxonomy places the organism in Eukaryota, Apicomplexa, Aconoidasida, Piroplasmida, Theileriidae. The coding region runs from base 1 to 525 and encodes 174 amino acids. The record is from RefSeq and is a predicted model, not a curated record.
AUGUGUAAAAGAUCUGUAGAUCUAAUGGAUAAUGAAUUAUUGAAAUAUUUAAUAGAAUUUAAACAUAAAUCUAAAGAUGUUAAUAUUAAUAUUAAAUCUACAAUUAAAUUAUUCAAACUACGUGACGGUGUUAGUAGCGGAGGAGUAGAUAAGGUUCUACCUAUAGAAGGAAGAAUAGAAGGAGUAAAAGAAGAUACUGAAAAUACUGAAGAAGAUGAGGAACAUACUGAAGAAGAAGAUACUGAAGAAAAAAAUUUGGAAGAAAAUUUUCUAGAUAGAAAAUUAAAAAGAAUAAAAAAAUUAGAAAAAUUAGAGAAAAAUAUAGAGAAGAAAAAUAUAAAAAGAUUAGCAAUAAGUAAAAAUAAUAAAAGACAAAGUUUAACAAAUAAAAUUAAAUUAAGAAAUAAACCAAUAUUAAUGACAUUACAAAGUAAACGUAUAAAACAAAAAUUAAAUACAAAUUUUAAAAAAAUUAAUAAAAUUAAAAAAUACAUUAAAAAUAAUAAAUUACGAAGACAUUAUUAA